Molecule: messenger RNA, 618 nt
Organism: Microsporum canis CBS 113480
Lineage: Eukaryota; Fungi; Ascomycota; Eurotiomycetes; Onygenales; Arthrodermataceae
Product: UDP-N-acetylglucosamine transferase subunit alg13
Exons: 3
Coding region: 1-618 (205 amino acids)
Biological process (GO): dolichol-linked oligosaccharide biosynthetic process
Cellular component (GO): extrinsic component of endoplasmic reticulum membrane; UDP-N-acetylglucosamine transferase complex
Molecular function (GO): hexosyltransferase activity
Source: RefSeq, a predicted model, not a curated record
AUGGCAUACGGAGAUGGGCAGCCAGCAAGCCGUCCAAAGAAGAUAUGUUUUGUGACUGUGGGUGCUACCGCAUCUUUUAAUGCCAUGAUCCGAGAGAUCUUACAUCAGGACUUUUUGGCUGCCCUCCGGACAAACAACUACACCAACCUAGUCAUCCAGUACGGCCAGCACGGAGAUGAGCUAUUCCACUCAUUUGUCAAGGAUAAUGAACAUGAAUUGUUUCAGAAUUAUGGCCUGACACUGGCUGGAUUUGACUUUAAUGUCAACGGCCUGAAGGAGGAGAUGUGUGCUGCCAAAGCAGAUCCAGGCUCAAACACGGCCGAAGGUCUUGUCAUCAGCCAUGCCGGGUCUGGAACGAUCCUUGAGGCCCUGCGAUUUGGUCUGCCUCUCAUGGUGGUGCCGAAUCCUAUGUUAAUGCACAACCACCAAGCCGAGUUGGCGAAGGAGCUGGCAUCUGCUAACUAUGUAGUGCAUGGUGAACUUGGAAACCUGGCUGGUGCCCUCCAUGAAGCAGAGAGUCUCCGUGCAAAGCUUCAUUCAUGGCCUCCUAAACAUGCAGAUACGGACCCCAAGGGAUUGGCUUGGGUGAUGGAGGAUGAGCUUGGAUUUCUCGAUUAA